Molecule: messenger RNA, 1023 nt
Organism: Rhineura floridana
Lineage: Eukaryota; Metazoa; Chordata; Lepidosauria; Squamata; Rhineuridae
Product: G-protein coupled receptor 55-like
Exons: 2
Coding region: 31-1023 (330 amino acids)
Biological process (GO): positive regulation of Rho protein signal transduction; phospholipase C-activating G protein-coupled receptor signaling pathway
Cellular component (GO): membrane
Molecular function (GO): G protein-coupled receptor activity
Source: RefSeq, a predicted model, not a curated record
ACUUUGGUGAUCAUUGAUGCAGACCCUGGAAUGAUUCUCUACUGGAACACCACCAAUGAGGAAACUGAGUCGAUGGAGAUAAGCAGCCUUCAAGCCAACUGUUCUACUCAAGUGAACACAAAUCAAUCCUACUUACCUAUUCAACCUUACGUGGAGUUUUUCCAAAUAGCUAUAUACAUUCCCACAUUUAUCCUGGGACUGCUGUUCAAUGGCAUGGCUGUGUGGUUUGCCUUCCACAAGAUCAGGCAAAUGACAGAACCCAUUAUCUACAUGGUGUCGCUGAUGAUUUUAGAUACCUUGAUGCUCUUUGCUCUUCCCUUUAAAAUCAUUUCCUAUCAUAAGAGAGAGUGGGGUCUCGGGGGUGCGUUUUGCUCAUUCCUGGAAAGCCUGUACUUUGUGAACAUGUAUGGGAGCAUCCUCAUCUCUGCAUGUAUAUGUGUGGAUCGAUACAUUGCUAUCCUUCAUCCCUUUGUAGCUGUUACCCUGAGAUCUCCCAAGAAAGCUGCCAUAAUUUGUGCUAUCAUUUCAGCUGGGGUGUGGGCAGGAACUGCAUGUACUUAUCAACUACAUGAACAUGGAGACCUCAAGACUUGUUUCUAUGGCUUUUCUAAAGAUAUUUGGAAAAACACAACCUUGCUCAUCACCCUGGAGACAGCUUUUCUUGUUUGCAUGACAGCUAUGAUCUUCUGCACAAUCCAAAUCAUCAUAUGUUUGCGUGGGAACCAAAAGCCUGAUGAUCCCCUCACAAACAGAAACAAACCAAUCAAUAUAAUCACAGCAAACUUAACUACAUUUCUUGUCUGCUUCACCCCUUUCCACGUGGCACUGGUGUUAUAUUAUUUGGUGAAGCAUCAAAUACUUAGUGAUAGUCAGGAGAUCAUUCGCAUAUUUGUUCAGAUCAGCCUGUGCUGGGCUAACCUCAACUGUUUUCUGGAUGCAAUCUGCUAUUAUUUUGUCUUCAAGGAAUUUAUGAAACUUGCCUCAAUUGAGAGGAGCACAUGCAUGAGUAACGUUCUUGAUUAA